Parus major (Great Tit) is the source of this 573-nucleotide messenger RNA. Its product is annotated as rho GTPase-activating protein SYDE1-like. The annotation marks the transcript as partial. Gene Ontology annotation, biological process: signal transduction. Lineage: Eukaryota; Metazoa; Chordata; Aves; Passeriformes; Paridae. The record is from RefSeq and is a predicted model, not a curated record. The transcript has 4 exons.
AUGGCGGAGCCGCUGCUGCGCCGAACUUUGUCCCGCCUGAGGCGCCGGGAGCGCCGCGGAGCCGGGAGGGCGGAGGCCGAGGAAGGAGGAUGUCCCCGUGUCCCCGCAGGUGGCCGGUCACAGGCGCUGGCGCUGGCUCUGCGGCCGCGGGCUGUGCUGUUCUGUCGCCUGUCGCUGUCGCUGUCGCUGUCACCGCCACAGCCGCGGGUGGCCCCGGGCCCGCGAGUGUUCGGCGUGGAGCUGUCACAGCUGGUGGCCCGCGAGGGACACCCGGGACAGGUCCCGCUGCUCGUGCUCAAGUGCCUGGCCGAGAUCGAGCGGCGUGGGCUGGCGGUGGUGGGGCUGUACCGGCUCUGCGGCUCGGCCGCGGCCAAGAAGGAGCUGCGGGACGCCUUCGAGAGGGACAGCGCGGCCGUGGCAUUGUCCGAGCGGCUCUGCCCGGACAUCAACGUGGUCACCGGGAUCCUGAAGGAUUUCCUGCGGGAGCUGCCGUCCCCGCUGGUGCCGCCCCGGCUGCAGCGCUCGGUGCUCGAGGCCAUGGCCCAGAGACCCCCCCGGGACCCCCCCGGGGAC